This is a messenger RNA of Magallana angulata, 1211 nucleotides long. RefSeq lists its product as uncharacterized. NCBI's taxonomy places the organism in Eukaryota, Metazoa, Mollusca, Bivalvia, Ostreida, Ostreidae. The record is from RefSeq and is a predicted model, not a curated record. Bases 52 to 1011 code for a protein of 319 amino acids. Gene Ontology annotation, biological process: signal transduction. The transcript is spliced from 2 exons.
CUUCAGUAAACACCUACUUUCGAAAUCCGUCGCUAUUUUAUCGAUAUAUAUAUGAGGUUUAAAUGGCGGAUAAGUGCAAUUGAUUUGGGUCUUGUGAAAACCAGAUUUCUUCUUCCACACACUCCAAACACCAAACUUCGAACAAACAAUGUGCUGACUAAACGCUGGAGAAACUUUAUUAGUUUCAAAAAUUACGUGUUCGGGAUAAUGGCACGUACGUUAAGGUUCGAAGAUCAUAGGAUUCAUCUUUUCAUUCUGAAAAACGAUGAUAAUGAAGAAGUAGAAAGAUGGAUUAAUGAACUUAUUCAAACUCUAAAAACAAAAAAUAUCGUAUGUAUAAAGGAGGGAAACUAUGAAAAAGUCGGAGAAAAUGUGUACGCUUCUUUAGAACGUGCAAUGCUGUCGGCUGAAAAUGUUAUGGUUGUUCUGUCAGAUGGAUUUGUAAGUAGCAAAUAUCUUAUGUUCAGAUUUCAACUUGCUCUUCAAAAUUGCUUGGAAAGACAAAUACCUUUCUUGCCUGUGAUCAGCAUAAAUUUUCUGGAACCACCGCUUGAAUUAACAACAACAGUAUGCCUGAAAGUAGACUUUUCCGAAAAAUUAAGACAGACUGAUGUUAAAAAAAUUGAACAGGCACUGAAUUUAGCAGACAAAAGACCCACCACUUUUUCCGACUUAGAGAACGUUAUGCUGAUUUUUGAUGAAAAAAUUAGAGCAGGAUCACCUGCAGAGCUUUUCCAGUUAUCUUCAUUACCAGAAUUUAAAGAAUUGCUAUCAUUUCUCAAUGACAUCAACAAUAGAUAUAAUGGUCAAGACAAAGAAGAAAACGACGGACAUAGAAAAAGAAUAAUAGUCAAAAGAUCAAAAUCGGACGCAUCAGUCAUUAAGUCAGUAAAAGGACGCAAACCGAGAAUACAUAAAGUGUCGAAAAGCAACUCGUUCAAUUACCAAAAGAAACAAUUUACUCUAUAUCCAUGUGAUAGCCUGGUGUUAACAAAAGUUAACUCUGGCUAAGGGUUUAAUCAUGAUGUUUAUUCAUGAAAAUCACAAAGGAACUAUUAAAGUUCAAACCCUGUCAUACGGAUAACAUAUGUUACCAUAAAUAAAUAAUUAUAAAUUUAUCAAAUAAAUUAUUAAAUAAAUCAAACUAUUAUUUACUUAAGUACCAUGGAAUAUCAUAUCAUAUCAUUACAUAUUUUAUGUAAUAAAUUCAA